This is a messenger RNA of Ochotona princeps (American pika), 2872 nucleotides long. It is a transcript of the gene PLA2G4B, whose product is annotated as phospholipase A2 group IVB. The transcript is spliced from 20 exons. Bases 1 to 2556 code for a protein of 851 amino acids. The record is from RefSeq and is a predicted model, not a curated record. NCBI's taxonomy places the organism in Eukaryota, Metazoa, Chordata, Mammalia, Lagomorpha, Ochotonidae. Gene Ontology annotation, cellular component: cytosol. Gene Ontology annotation, molecular function: calcium ion binding; calcium-dependent phospholipid binding. Gene Ontology annotation, biological process: glycerophospholipid catabolic process.
AUGCACUGGGUAGAGCCCAACCUGCCCGCCGCCACGCGGCUCCAUCACCUCCACCUGCAUGGGCAGCCUGCGGUGAAGCCCUGGGCCCGGAAACGCGGCCUCUGCGCAUCCGGCCUCAGCCUGCUUCCGGCAGGGUCCGGGCCUGGCCCUCUGGCCCAGGUUCUCCGCUGUCCUCACCCAGCCUGCCCUUCGCCAGGGGGACACUACAUUCCUGCUAAGGCCAAGGUGCCCGGGAGCUGUUUGCUCACUGUUCGUGUCCUACAGGCCCAUGGGCUGCCUUCCAAGGACCUGGUGACUCCCUCUGACUAUUAUGUCACCCUCUGGCUGCCCAUGGCCUGCAGCCACAGGCUCCAGACGCGUACAGUGAAAAACAGCAGAAGCCCCGUCUGGAAUCAGAGCUUUCACUUCCGAAUCCACAGCCAGCUAAAGAACAUUCUGGAACUGAGGGUCUUUGAUCAGGACCUGUUGACCCAAGAUGACGCCGUAUUGUCAGUGCUGUUUGACGUGGGAACUCUGCGGCCUGGUGACUUCCAGCGGGAGAGCUUCUCACUGUGCGCCCAGGGUGCAGAGCGACUGGAAGUAGAAUUUCGGCUUCAGAGUCUGACAGACUGUGCCGAGCAGCUAGCCAGCAACAACAUCCUGGUGGCGCGGGAGCUGUCCUGCCUGCAUGUGCGCCUGGAAGACACGGGGGACCAGACUGGGUUGGAAGGCAGAGUUCAGCUGGUAGUCCCUGGAGCCUGUGAGAGUCCACAGGUGGCCUCCGUGGGCUCUGGGCCCUUUCACUUCCACUGCCCUGCCUACUGGGAGCAGGAGCUGAGCAUUCAUUUACAGGGGGCCCUCCAGGAGCAGCUGAAGGUACCCCUGAGGGCCCUGCCCUCUGGCCAAGUGGUGCGGCUAGUCUUCCCCACGUCCCAGGAGCCCCUGAUGAGGGUGGAGCUGAAGAAAGAGGCAGGGCCUAAGGAGCUGGCUGUGCGGCUGGGCUGCGGGCUGUGCACAGAGGAGCAGGCCUUCCUGAGCAGGCGGAAGCAGGUGGUGGCCAAGGCCCUGAAAGAGGUGCUGCAGCUGGACAGAGACCUGCAGGAGGAUGAGGUCCCAGUGGUAGCUGUUAUGGCCACUGGAGGUGGCAUCCGGGCUAUGACUUCCCUGUAUGGUCAGCUGGCUGGCCUGCAAGAGCUGGGCCUCUUGGAUUGUGUCUCCUACAUCACAGGGGCCUCAGGCUCCACCUGGGCCCUGGCCACCCUCUACGAGGACCCUGAGUGGUCCCAGAAGGACCUGGCGGGGCCCACAGACUUGCUGAAGAGCCAGGUGACCAAAAGCAAGCUGGGCGUGCUGGCGCCUAGCCAGCUGCAGCGGUACCGGCAGGAGUUGGCCGAGCGUACCCACUCAGGCUACCCGUCCUGCUUCACCAACCUGUGGGCCCUCAUCAAUGAGGCACUGUUGCAUGGCCAGCCCCGGGAACACAAGCUCUCGGACCAACGGGAGGCCCUGAGUCAGGGCCAGAACCCUCUGCCCAUCUACUGUGCCCUCAACACCAAGGAGCAGAGCCUGACCACCUUUGAAUUUGGGGAAUGGUGUGAGUUCUCCCCCUACGAGGUCGGCUUCCCCAAGUACGGGGCCUUCAUCCCCUCCGAGCUCUUUGGCUCCGAGUUCUUCAUGGGGCGGCUGGUGAGGAGGCUCCCCGAGUCCCGCAUCUGCUUCCUGGAAGGGAUCUGGAGCAAUCUGUAUGCUGCCAGCCUGCAGGACAGCUUGUACUGGGCCUCGGAGCCCGGUGAGUUCUGGGACCGCUGGGCCCAGCACCGCGCCAGCCUCGACAAGGAGCAGGUUCCCUUCCUGAAGAUAGAGGAGCCACCCUCAGCAGCCGGCCGUAUCGCUGGGUUUUUCACCGACCUCCUGAGCAAGCGCCCCCUUGCCCAAGCCACCCAUAAUUUCCUGCGCGGCCUGCAUUUCCAUAAGGACUACUUCCAGCACCCUCACUUCUCCGCCUGGAAAGCCACGAAGCUGGACGGGCUCCCCAACCAGCUGACACCCGCAGAACCCCACCUUUGCCUGCUGGAUGUCGGCUACCUCAUCAAUACCAGCUGCCCACCCCUCCUGAAGCCCACCCGGGACGUGGACCUCAUCCUUUCACUGGACUACAACCUUCAGGGUGCCUUUCAGCAGCUGCAGCUCCUGGGCCGGUUCUGCCAGGAGCAGGGCAUCCCGUUCCCACCCAUCACACCCAGCCCAGAGCAGGAGCGCCAGCCGCAGGAGUGCCACCUCUUUGUUGCCCCCGACCAGCCUGAGGCCCCUGUAGUGCUACACUUCCCUCUGGUCAACACCUCCUUCAGGGAGCACUCAGCCCCUGGUGUCCGGCGGACACCCGAGGAAGCAGCCGCGGGUGAAGUGAACCUGUCCCCAUCUGACUCACCGUACCACUACACGCAAGUGACCUAUAGCGAGGAGGAUGCCGACAAGCUGCUGCGCCUCACGCACUACAAUGUGUGCAACAAUCGUGAGCAGUUGCUGGACACCCUGCGUCAGGCCGUGCAGCGCAGGCAGCAGCACAGACCCCAGUGAGGGCGGACCCCGAUCCAGCUCUGGGUCGGCACCAGCCAGGCCUGUGCACACACCGAGCCAACACCAGCCGCAGCCCUGGCUGAGUCCGAGUUGGAGACUGGCGGCAGAAGGACUGGGGCCUGACCUGGCAGGACACUGAGCAUGGGAGGGUUUCUGGCUUGGGUUCAGCCAGCACACAGAGCAGACUGCUGCUUGUGAGCUGUGGUCAUUUUCCCUUCCACACUGUAGGGAGGCUGGGGAAACUUUGGACAUUACAGAGGCCUUCAGGGCUAAGGUGCUGCUGAGACUCGGUCAUUGCUGCAGGUCCUUCCAGGUA